UUUUGCUUUCUUUAGCUCUUCCAUGGCUUCUCGCGUCGCAUAACGAUCAACGGCGACCUCUCUUCUCCUCCGGAAACAUUCCUACGAUCCGCCCCGAAACCGCCAAUCGCAGCUAUGGCCCGCCGAUCGGUCGCCAAAUCGCUCCUCAACCACCUCCUCUCGCCGAAAUCGGAGCCCUGCUCCCGCUUCACGGCUUCCCGAUCUGUCACCUACAUGCCGCGGCCCGGCGACGGUGCCCCGAGGCCGGUGACGCUGAUCCCCGGAGACGGAAUCGGCCCCCUCGUGACAGAGGCCGUGGAGCAGGUGAUGGCGGCUAUGCACGCCCCGGUGUACUUCGAGAAGUACGACAUCCACGGGGACAUGAGCCGCGUACCACAGGAGGUGAUCGACUCGAUCCGGAAGAACAAGGUCUGCCUUAAAGGAGGGCUGAAGACUCCUGUCGGAGGCGGUGUUAACUCCUUGAACCUCCAGCUGAGGAAGGAGCUCGAUCUGUAUGCGUCGCUGGUGAACUGCUGCAACCUCCCGGGACUUCCCACUCGGCACGAGAACGUCGACAUCGUCGUGAUUAGGGAGAAUACCGAGGGCGAAUAUGCGGGGCUCGAGCAUGAGGUCGUUCCCGGUGUCGUGGAGAGCCUCAAGGUAAUAACAAAGUUCUGUUCCGAGCGUAUUGCACAAUAUGCUUUCGAGUAUGCCUACCUGAACAACCGAAAGAAAGUGACUGCUGUGCACAAAGCAAACAUAAUGAAGCUCGCAGAUGGUUUGUUUUUGGAAUCUUGCCGAGAGGUUGCCACCAGAUAUCCCGGGAUCAAGUACAAUGAGAUUAUCGUUGACAACUGUUGCAUGCAACUUGUUUCAAAGCCUGAGCAGUUUGAUGUCAUGGUAACGCCGAACUUGUACGGGAAUUUGGUGGCAAACACAGCGGCUGGCAUAGCUGGUGGAACUGGAUUCAUGCCUGGAGGAAAUGUUGGAGCCGAUCAUGCUAUCUUCGAGCAGGGAGCUUCAGCAGGCAACGUGGGGAACAACAAGAUAUUGGAUCAGAAGAAAGCCAAUCCCGUGGCCCUGCUUCUGUCUUCAGCUAUGAUGCUUCGGCAUCUCCAGUUCCCUUCCUUUGCUGAUCGGUUAGAGACUGCCGUGAAGCGAGUGAUCUUGGAGGGCAAGUACCGGACCAAGGACCUCGGAGGAGACAGCACCACCCAAGAGGUUGUUGAUGCGGUCGUAGCAAAUUUGGACUGAUCGGAAGGAAGAUAAGACUGCACUAAAUCCCUUACCUUCCCGCAAAGAAUUUAUUGACCGGGCAAGGAUUCCUUUAUAGCAUUACCUCCAUUUUUCGUAUAUCUCUCCAUUGAUUGUUUGGGAUGCACUUCCCUCCAUGAAUUUUUGUUGAAUAAUCAAAGUGCAAUUUGAUGAACGAAAUCGUUCAUAUUUAAUCUUUGUAUCUUUAAGGAGCGA
Molecule: messenger RNA, 1449 nt
Organism: Punica granatum (pomegranate)
Lineage: Eukaryota; Viridiplantae; Streptophyta; Magnoliopsida; Myrtales; Lythraceae
Source: RefSeq, a predicted model, not a curated record